CCCGAACGCCUCCGUCGCUGCGACUCUCUCCUCCUGUCCUCGGCCCUAUCCGCGAGUUUGCAUCCAUACGAGCUGAGCGGCUUUCGCUCUCUCGCCAUGGUGAAGUUCGGGAAGAACUUAACGCAGGAGAAGGUACCGCGAUGGUCGGACGGCUACGUCGACUAUGACUCGCUAAAAAAGAUCCUCGGCGAGAUGAUCAACACAGGCAGCAUCCGUGAGUUCAAUGAAGACGUCUUGUACCUCGCGCACUCCGUUGCGACGACCGAUGAGGUGAUUCGUCCUCCGGGCGCGCGCGAGGGCGACUUCAUCGCGCGGAUCGACGCCGAGAUCGAGAAAGUCAACCGGUGGACCGCCAAGAUCCACAUGGAGCUGGAGACGCUGGUCGAGAAGAUCUCCAAGGCGCACAGCAACUGGGUGCAGUCUGGACGCCCAAAGACGGCGCAGGCGGACACGGUGCUCGAGGAGGUUGAAAGCGCCGAGGCAGAGCUGCAGGCAUUCGAGAACUUCAUCAACAUGAACUACCUCGCCUUCUCCAAGAUUCUGAAGAAGCACGACAAGUACUCCACCUGCCCCCUCCGCAUGCCCUACCUCAUGAAGGUCCAGUCCCAGACCUUUGUCCUCGACAAGAUGGGCUCCCUCGUCCGGACCCUCUCCGACCUGCGCGCCUCGCUGCAGGGCGCCGCGGUGAGCGCGGGCAAGGGCGCCUUCGACGCGGCGCAGAAGGGCGGCGCCUCCUUUGUGCGCAAGACGACCAAGUAUUGGGUGCAGACCAAGGACGUGCUCAAGGUGAAGAUGUUCAUCCUCAAGCACCGGCCGGUGUACAAGUUCACGGACGGGCCCUCCGACUCGGACCUGGUCACCUCCAUCUACUACGACAACGACAAGCUCGAGCUCUACCAAGGCCGCCUCAAAAAGUACGACGGCGCCAUCGCCUUCCGCAUCCGCUGGUACGGCCCGGAGGAGAGCUUUAAGACGGCAUUCAUGGAGCGGAAGACCCACCGCGAGGACUGGUACGGCGACGGCGAGGCGUCGGCCAAGGAGCGCUUCCCGCUGCCGCCGGACAAGGUCGUCCCCUUUCUCCAGGGCAAGCUCUCGCCGGCGGAUGUGCGCUCGAUCCUCGCGUCCACUGGCUUCAAGGGCGACCUUGACGAGGCGCAGCAGCUGGCCGCCGAGAUGCAGGCGGCGGUCCUCUCCAAGAAGCUUAGGCCGUCGGUGCGCACGCACUACAUGCGGACGGCCUUCCAGCGGACGGGCGACGCGACUGUGCGCUGCUCGCUCGACACCGAGCUGUGUAUGGCGCUCGAGCCGUGUGGCGACGGCGAGUGGAAGCGGAUGGGGCCGCUCGACAACAGGUCGCAAGUGACGCAGUUCCCGCACGGCGUGCUCGAGGUCAAACUGCAGCUCAUCUCCGGGACGGCGAUGCCCGAGUGGGUCUCCGACUUGCUCAACUCGGGCUGCUUGCGCGAGAUGCCUAAGUUCUCAAAGUUCGUCCACGGAACCGCCAUGCUCAAGCGGGACCAGGUGCGCGAGCUUCCCUACUGGUGGUCGGCGCAGUUCAUGCCUCUUUGGGCCGGCGCCAACUUCGUGGAGCAGCCUACUUCGGUCCCUUUCCGGAUGGUGUCCAAGGACGACAAACUGCGAACGAAAGGGACUGAGGCGCCGCUGGGCACGCUCCCGGUCUCGCAAAAGGGCGGCUUCGGGCGGCUGCUCUACACGAUCUUCACUUGCAAUAGCUCUCGCGAGCCCGCUUACUACUAGGGCCGCCCUCCUUCCGUCGUGCACGGGUCACCGUGUGUGCCUGUGUCUGUGCUCGCUCGACUCGCGCCCCUACAAGUCAUGUGACACUGUCACUCGCUGACACCCCGCGCUUUGCAGCUUGCAGGGCUCACUAGAGUCUAGACACUACUCGACACUGUCACUAACCGCCUCCGUGUCUGGUGUCUCGUGUGAGGUCUGGACAUUUCUCAUCUCCAACGCGAGCAACCUCAUGGAUAGUAUAGAGAGUCCAAAAGAUCGAAUUUCCUCUUGUUAGAUUGCA
Emiliania huxleyi CCMP1516 is the source of this 2038-nucleotide messenger RNA. RefSeq lists its product as hypothetical. The transcript has 13 exons. The record is from RefSeq and is a predicted model, not a curated record. Lineage: Eukaryota; Haptophyta; Isochrysidales; Noelaerhabdaceae. Bases 97 to 1758 code for a protein of 553 amino acids.